UCGGUAAACUGAAACUAAUGUUUGAUCAAACAAUAUUUAUAUAUUUAGAUAGGAAUUAACGAAUAUUAUUAUUUUUUUACACUGAAUAGAAUACAGAAAGAAUUAUGGACGAUAUAGAAAAGCUGAGUUGUAAAGAAGAGAUAUUAGAUGUAAGCGACUUGGAACAUUCUGCCAAUGAUGAACACAAAGAUACCGAUGACAAGCCGAAGAAGAAGAAGCGGAGACGCCGUGAAAUAGAUAUGAUAAAAUUGUCUGAUGAUGAUGAGACUGAUGACGAGGGGUUGGCCAAAAAGCUGAUUCGACGAUUGAGUCCAGGACCAAACUCCCCCGCAUCGCACAGAGAACCUCGUUCUUGUGUAUUGAAGGCAAGUCAGAAACGGCGUCCACUGUCGCGGCUCCUGGAACAGCUGCUACGAAAUCUGGAGAAGCGGGACCCUCACCAGUUCUUCGCGUGGCCGGUGAAUGAUAACUUUGCGCCAGGCUACUCCACAAUCAUCAAGAGGCCUAUGGAUUUCUCCAGCAUAAAACAGAAGAUAGAUGACAAUGAUUAUAAAUCACUUAAUUGUUUUAUUAGUGACUUCAAAUUAAUGUGUAAUAACGCUAUGAAAUACAACAAGCCCGGUACAGUGUACCAUAAAGCGGCGAGAAGGCUCCUCCACGCUGGACUGAAGCAGCUCACGCCGCAGAAACUGCGUCCGUUGGGCGACAUACUGACAUACAUGUACGAGAUACCGAUACGGGAGUUGGGGUUCGAUAUCGGGAAAAUGGAUGUGCACAAGGUGUUAAAACGCAGCAGUCCUCUCAAGAGUGGAGGGUCGGAGGCGGAAGUGGCGUCGGAUGGACAGGAUCGUCAAGACUCAGGGGAUAGCGUGAAGAUACAGAUGGAGGCCGCCAGGGAGCAGCACCGGCGCAGACUUGCCAAGAAAGCAUUCCCACGUAUGGACUCUGAGGGUAAAACGACACUGUGCCUGGUCACCCACACGGUGGACGCGACUGCUGAGGAGAAGCCCCUCACCCUGGGCCGGUACAUCGGAAAGCUGACGCAGGGCACCGGCUCAUUGCAUAGUUAUACAUCAGAAUAUCAGAUAGACUGUAAAUUUCUCGAGGGUGAACAGCUAAUCAGACAUAGUUUAGUUUUAAAAGUAACUGAUACAUCAUUAUACAAGGACCCGGCCGCAUAUGGAAUACUAUUAUUUAUUGAAAUGUCCAAGGGUGUGAACAAAACUACGGUCCGUUCAUUUACUAAAAGCCCUCCUACGACAAACCUUCGAACGCUCACCAAGGAGGAGUCGCAUCUCUUAUACCACACUUUACCAUCAGAGACGGGCCAGGGCAAUGAGGAGAUGUUGCGUUUUGCGGCAGACUCACCGUGGAAUCUCUUCUACGACAUGGAAGCAAUGUUUCCUGAUAGAAAACAACAAUCAGAAGCUGCAUCGCCCAAAGAAGAAAACGACAUAUCUAAAACUAAAGUGGACAUAGAGCAGCUGCGCUCGUUGUCCGAACUGGGCAUCGAUGUGGACUUCCUGAACGACCGCCGGAUCAGAGACGGGCCAGGCCGCCUGAGCGCGGAUGCUGCGUUUUGCAGCAGCGCUCACCGUGGAAUCUCUUCUACGACAUCGCGCACCUCGGUCAAUGUUUCACCUGAUAGGAAACAACAAUCAGAAGCUGCAUCGCCCAAAGAAGAAAACAUUUACAUCGCUGCGCCGCGCCACCGGCGUCAGCUCGCGCACCUCGGUCUAUGUAUCGUUUUCACUUCCGAUGGUCGCCCGAUGACCCGCCGCGCUCGCCAACAACGUUCGCUGGUGUGCCACCGCGUCACGCUCGCGCACCUCGGUCGGCCGCCCGCGUGCCGCCCGCCGCGCUCGCGACCCGGCCGCGCGCGCCGCGCCACCGGCGUCACGCUCGCGCACCUCGGUCAGUGUAGGGUCCCGGCCGUCACCUGCGCGGCAUGGCCGCCCGCGUGCCGCCCGCCGCGCUCGCCACCCGGGCCGCGCUGCGCCGCGCCACCGGCGUCACGCUCGCGCACCUCGGGUCCCGGCCGUCACCUGCGCGGCAUGGCCGCCCGCGUGCCGCCCGCCGCGCUCGCCGCCGCGCCGCGCUCGGUCAGUGUAGGGUCGCCGUCACCUGCGCGGCAUGGCCGCCCGCUGCCGCCGCGCCUGCGCCGCGCCACCGGCGUCACGCUCGCGCACCUCGGUCAGUGUAGGGUCCCGGCCGUCACCUGCGCGGCAUGGCCGCCCGCGUGCCGCCCGCCGCGCUCGCCACCCGGGCCGCGCUGCGCCGCGCCACCGGCGUCACGCUCGCGCACCUCGGUCAGUGUAGGGUCCCGGCCGUCACCUGCGCGGCAUGGCCGCCCGCGUGCCGCCCGCCGCGCUCGCCACCCGGGCCGCGCUGCGCCGCGCCACCGGCGUCACGCUCGCGCACCUCGAAACAUGUUAUGUAUUACAGAUACCCCAAUGGCGGUUGAUGACUUCGAGUUGGAGAUGCACGAACAACGCGACACCGUUAGCGAUUUAGACUCAAGAUCGAGCCACGACAAAUAAUUGCAAUAAAUAGACAAACGGAACUGAUUGUUUACAAUUUUUGUAUAAAAAAAUAAAAUAAAGUAUAUAAAAAUCUA
Messenger RNA from Achroia grisella, 2617 nucleotides. It is a transcript of the gene Brd7-9, whose product is annotated as bromodomain-containing protein 7. The coding region runs from base 105 to 2540 and encodes 811 amino acids. Gene Ontology annotation, biological process: regulation of transcription by RNA polymerase II. Gene Ontology annotation, cellular component: nucleus. NCBI's taxonomy places the organism in Eukaryota, Metazoa, Arthropoda, Insecta, Lepidoptera, Pyralidae. The record is from RefSeq and is a predicted model, not a curated record. The transcript has 15 exons.